CCUCUUUCUGCUAUUACAAUGGAAAAUAUAAACAUUAUUAAAAAACAAAUACACGGCUACUUACAAUGUCUGUAGAACAUGUAUUUUUGUUCGCUCUGUUCUCUACCCGUUUGUUUAUUUUUGCACCUGCUUGAACUAGCGUAACGUGACUAUAUUUCUUAAAAUAGAAUUACGGGGAUUCCGUAGUUAUUGUUUUCUAAAGAUUUGUCAUAAAUCGUCCAUGUGGAACCAGUCGUACGUCAUACUGCAUAUUAUCUACUUUAUACAUACAAGUGGAGCUAAUUGUGGAUGUUUGGGAUAACUACCUCCACAAAAAGCUGUUUUUUUUACCCUCGUAGAAUUCCUCGUCAACACCAAAAUACUUCGAUAAUCGUCCAGUCUAUAGGAUAAUCGUCCAGUCUAUAGGAUUUACUUAUGUGGGAAGCGGAGGGACCAACAUGUUUUUGGUCAGUUUAUGGUGGAAAUUUGUAAGAUUAACACCACUCAAAUUCUAUAGACAGAACCAUAACCAUAAAAAUAACAGAAAUUUGAGGAGUAAAGAAGAUUUGUGAAUUGAUAUGAUUAUGUUAGAACAUUGAAUGUAAAGACUAAAACUGAUCAAUGCGGUUUAAAGAUGAAGCCUCAACUCGAAAAUUAUUUUGCUUUUAUUAUAAACCAAUUCCAUUUGUUUGUUUUACUAGAACGACUUGUGGGAGGUUUUCAGUUCGAAUAUCGGCCCAAAUAAACAAUCGAUUAAAAUCAAUAAUUGAUCUGUAUCGAUAACUAUAGGUCUUCACGGAUCGUCAUUUAAUAUUUAAAGUUAUUUUAAGGUAAUUACUCUUUCAUUUCCUUUGGAUGAAAUUCAUCCCUGCUUCCCUGCAAAGAUAUUGUGUCUUACCCAAAAAAACCUGAAUCAAGCCUAUUUUGUGGCUUCCACUGGCAAGUUUCUUAGGAAACACUUGUCUACGAUAUCACCCUUGGUGGAAGUGGACGUAAAACUCCAGAAACCAACGAACGAAGGAAUUAGAUGACAUUUUCGCAGAAUGAAAUCGCUAUUAAAGACCAUAAUACGUACAAACUUUGGCUACUAUUCAUCCAAUAUCAGCUAUUUGGAUAUUAUGAUUCCUAUGGUAGAAUUGAAUGUCUUGAGUAAUGAAGAAUAUUUUGCUAUUCUAAAUGAAAAUGGUUCUUGGGAUAAAAAAGCACAGAAGGUUUUGUACUAUAUAAUGGAAAGAACUGAUGUGAGUGGCUUUGAACAAAUGUUGAGGUACAAUAAUGCUCAUACAUUUGUUAUAAACAAAUUUAUAGAACAAAAAAAUGAAGCAAUGAUCAACCACACACCCCGAGAGAAGGGCAUCUGUCGUAUAAGCACUGUUACGACACGGUAUAAGAAAAUCAAACAGUUUGGACUGGGAUUAAAGCAACUAAUUCACUCGGGAAACCAAGAUGAUUUCAAUAGGGCCGCACAAGCCGUGCAUGAAAAAUGGAGGACUGUGGAAUCUUUGAAUUCACGCGAUGAACAGGGCGUAGUUUCGCAAAAAGAGGUGGCAGAUUUGUUAUUUUAUACACUGGAUGCACAAAUAGAAAAUUUAAGGGUACAUUUCGACCCGAACAUUUAUAAUCAUCAGUAUUUCAAACAAAUGGAGCAAAUGAUUAAAUAUACAACGGAACCCCACGUUAGUUCUAUGAUGUUUCUGGCGCGCUAUGGUUCGGCUUUAACACACAAAGAAUCGUUAGAAAAGGGUAUGUCCGAACUCGCUUGUGCUUUGGAUCAUUCUCGACGUGUUGAGCCGUGUAAAGAAAGUGGCAUGGUAUAUUAUAUAGAAAUAAAUAUGCUUUUUAAGAAAUACGAAGCUGAAGGCCAACUGUCUAUAAAAGAGGAACUGUUAGAUAAGACAAACGUAGCCAUUUCCCAGUUUGAAAAUGAACAAUGGGAGAUCAAGGAGGAUUAUAAAAGAAUGUUGCUUUUGAAACGGGUGUAUGUUUAUCUUGCGUUGGGUGUCCAUGGAGAAGAGAUGAAGAAUAUUUCAUGGAAGUCCGAGGAUUUAAACCAAGCCAAGUAUUGUUUAAAUGAAAUUAAGGAAUCUGAAUCUCAACUGGACGAUAGACGUCGAAUGUUUUACUAUACAGCUGAAGCCAUUUGGAAUGAACGAACUGGUAAUGUUGAACGAGCUCUUGGAACAAUAAAAGAAGCUCUUAGUUUGGCAAAAAGGGGUCAAUUUACAAAAGAGGAAUCUGCUAUCAAUGAGCACAUUAAACGCAUGAUAGGAAAAAAUGAAAAGAGAAAAGGGGAUAGGCGACAGGAAGCACUCAAAAACAUGACAGAAAUUCUCCCAGAUAUUAAUAACGCUUUGACAGUAGGCCUAAACUGCUCUCCAGGUUCUGUUUGGCAGGUGCGUCCGUUUCUUUGUCGGGUCUCAUGUAUUGGUUUCUGUUGUGCGGUCUUCUUGAGUUUAUUAAUUGGAUAUUUAUUUGUAUGAUAACUAACGUUCGAGCGUAGCAGCGAUCCAUUUCAAUUCCGGGCACUACUUUUCAGCGACAGCCCAUGGGGGCCUCAUUCGGCGUUUUAUACGAUUGAUCCCAUUGUGAAACAGGGUCGUAGUGUUUAAACAACAGACGCUUUGGCCAGAACGGAAUAUGUAUGAAUUAUACAUUUUAAUAUGUAAUCACGUAUUGGUUUAAACAUGGACCUUAUAAUAUAUAUAAGGUCCAUGGUUUAAAUUAUUGUGCUUGGAUAACUGUAGAUUACCAACAUUUUGUUACAAAAUAUUUUAUGAUCAGGAUUUAGACUUCCCAGUCGAAUAAAUCGGUGUACAAUUAAUGUAGACUCCUACGUAAGACUUUGUAGAUUACCGGAAUCUGCCGAGGUUUGCUGAGUGGCAUUUCCCACACUGAUCCGCAGCGAAUAAAUCGGUGUACAAUUAAUGUAGACUCCUACGUAAGACUUUGUAGAUUACCGGAAUCUGCCGAGGUUUGCUGAGUGGCAUUUCCCACACUGAUCCGCAGCGAAUAUUUGCUUGGCCGCGACACUCGUAAUUCUCUGUGAAACAGAUUGGGCAUUUCCUCGUGUUUGGAUUAAUCCAAGUGCUGCUAAUAUUGCUCAAUUUAUGCUGUGUUUUAAGCAACGUGUAGAGAUAUAAGUAUUCAGGAAUGAUAUGGUUUCAUUUCAAAUUCCACAAAAUACAUAUUUUACAUUUUACUUAUUUUCAUGUAAACCUUUGACAUUAUUUUUUUGUGAAUGGUAAAAAUCCUCUUUUAUAGUAUUUAUAAUUAAAACUUUAAAUAAGUUCAAACUAUGUUAAGAUAUAUUUAUUUGCGUUGAAAUGAAAUGGGGUUUAACGUCCUACUGUUCUGCUCCGAGCUGGGCAAAUGAAGACAGGGAUACGCCAUACAGAGUGUGCUAUGAGGGAAUUUUGCCAGGACAGCGGCAUUAUGGCCUACUCUUAUAUCGAAUUCCAAUUGUCAAGGGAUCUUUUAUGUGUACGCCAAUGUGUACACGGGACCUCGAUUUUUUGUAACAUCCAAAUGACUAGACAGCUGUCCUUGUCAGGCCAUUUAUUUUCGUUAAAUAAACGUAACUUCUUAAAGUUAGUAACUUUUAAUUAAAUGUGUACAUUUGAUAUUAUUAGCAAUAUCUUUCUGAUUUAUUAAAUGUAUACUGUAGGCUAUUGCCUUAUAGUUAUAUAUAAACACAGGCCCUCUGA
Molecule: messenger RNA, 3683 nt
Organism: Patella vulgata (common limpet)
Lineage: Eukaryota; Metazoa; Mollusca; Gastropoda; Patellidae
Exons: 2
Coding region: 1023-2459 (478 amino acids)
Source: RefSeq, a predicted model, not a curated record